UUCCUUUUCUUUAGCCGUCAUUGACUGUCAUUUUAAUAUUUAAUUCAUGACGUUUUCAGUGUUUUUACUGUUUCAGUGUUUUUCAUCUGUGUCCUUUGAUUAUCAGAGAUUGUAGAAAAUAAACAAAGUGGCCUCUCCCGCAAUAUUCCUUAUUAUUGUUUAAUAUGGAUGAAAUUUUAACGUCACUUAAAAUCCUUAUUAUCGGAGAAACCGAUACUGGAAAAUCAAGCAUUUUGAUUAGGUUCGUGGACGAUGAGUUCAACGAGAAACUGUCAAACACAAUUGGAGUUGAUUAUAAAUCAAAAGAAAUCGAUGUCGAUGGAAAUUUGGUCAGACUGGCUAUGUGGGAUACUGCUGGACAGGAACGUUUUCGAACGUUGAGUCCCAGUUAUUACAGAGAUGCACAAGGAGCAAUUUUAGUCUACGAUGUCACCGAUAGGACUACCUUUAAUAAACUCGAAAAUUGGCUGAAAGAACUAGAAACUUACUGCAGGACAAACAACGUAGUUAAAAUGGUAGUGGGAAAUAAAAUAGACAAGCCAAACAGGCAAGUAUCCAGAGACGAAGGGAUGCAAUUUGCCAGAAGGCAUAAGACCCUCUAUGUUGAAAGCAGUGCGAAGACAGCAGACGGUAUCAAAUGUUGUUUUGAAGAACUAGUCAGAAAGAUAAUCCAGACCCCAGGACUCUGGGAAGCUUAUCAGGUAAUGUCACAAGGCACUGGCGACGGUGGAGCAAGAAACCGUAUGGGUAGAAGAGGAAUACAAUUAGUGGAUGAUCCUCAGACUCAAGAUCCAAGCAGCUGCUAUUGCUAAAUCGAGCGGUUCCGCUAUUGCCAAUAAAAAAUGCCGUAAUGGUUUACACAAUAAAAAGACUUAACGCGAGAGAUGUCACCUUCUUUGAUAAAUGCAAGUCUAUCUUUAUCCUGCUUUCUAACUAUACCUUGUAUAAUAAUUAACCAGUGAAUUAGUAUUCCAAAAAUCAUAACAUACAAAUUCUUAGGACCAUUUUGAUUUUGUACAUACAACGUAUUGGAAAAUAAUAAUUUACACCCUAUGUGCACUCCUC
Molecule: messenger RNA, 1065 nt
Organism: Belonocnema kinseyi
Lineage: Eukaryota; Metazoa; Arthropoda; Insecta; Hymenoptera; Cynipidae
Product: ras-related protein Rab-18-B-like
Exons: 4
Coding region: 165-812 (215 amino acids)
Molecular function (GO): GTPase activity; GTP binding
Source: RefSeq, a predicted model, not a curated record